UUUCAGCCCAGUGCCAUCCAGGAAUUAUACAGUAUGAAAAGAAAAGGGCAAUACUUUGUGUAGUGCUUGUGAUGAAACUGUGAAAUGAUACAGCACAUUGACAGCCUCAUGUAGAGAAGAUCUUAGAAAACUUUUAUUCAGUGGAGCAAAUCUCCAUCAGAAAAGUGGGGAAAAGCAGUUGCAUUGCCUUCUAUCUAUUCGUUCCACAAUCCUAGCCCCUGCCUGUUCCUUCCACACCAUACCAAGAAUGAGGUUCAGAGGAAAGCAUAAGAAAGGAUAGGUGGCAUUGUAGUUGUCCUUUCUCUUGUAUUUCAUGGAGAUUUAGCAUCAUUGUCUGAUUAAGGGCCAAAGCCAAGCCUAACCUUUUCCCUCACCCAUUACAGCCAUCAAGAUUCUGAUUUUACACAGAGCAAGCAGGUGGAGCAGUGGAAGAACAGAAGUACAGCAGCUGAAGCUUUGCAUGAUACUUCAAAAGAUUUUAAAAUAAAUAAGUGUCUGCCAGAUCAAAGCUCCAUUCUGAAGAAGGAUGCCUCAAGCUAGCCCAUUUGUCUUGAUGUGCAGAAACCAAUCAAUUCCCAUAGCACAACAUCUGUUAAAUUCCACACUGGAAUCGCUGCAAAGCACUGUGAUCAGCACCACCUUGCCUGUCCUCUUCUCAGUUAUCUUCAGCAUCAGUAUUCCUCUGAAUUGUGUCUCCUUGUGGUUCCUUUGGAGGUAUUCAAGGCCUUGGACUCCUACCAUAGUGUUUUGCCUUAACCUCACCAUCGCAGACUUGGCCUACACCCUGAUCCUCCCCUUUCAAAUAGUUUACUAUUUAAAAGGAAAUGUUUGGCUCUUUGGUGAUGCGUUCUGCCGCAUUGUCACACUUCUGUCCUAUGGAAACAUGCACAGCUCAACGUUAACCAUGAUGAGCAUAAGCAUAGAGCGCUACCUGGGCAUUGUUCACCCUUUGAGCUACAAAGCCCUAAGAUCCACUAGAACUGCUGUUCUGAUAUGUUUCAUCAUUUGGGUACUUGUUUUACCACCUCUCAUUCCUUUGAUGCAUAAUAACUUAACUUUUUGUGUAAAGGAGUUAUCGAUGAUUACCUGCUUUGACAUUUUGCCAAGAGACAUGUUUAGAAGCUUAGAACACUUCAUCAGUUACUUUGGUGCUCUGAUAUUUUUCUUCUUUUUGAUACCUUUGCUCAUCAUGGGAUUUUGCUACAUUUCAAUCAUCUUAACCCUUCUUCAUUCCUCUUCCACGCAACUGAGAGAAACAAAAAAGCAAACAGUUUAUUUGAUAAUCGUGUUGCUAUUGGUGAUCACAGUAUGUUACAUGCCUCACAUUAUCAUGUCAGUUACCCAUUUUGUACUCUAUUUCCAAAAAGAAUCAUUUUAUAUGGGUUAUAAACUAUCGUUUGCAAUAGUCGGUUUCAAUUGCUGCUUUGACCCAUUGGUUUAUUACUUUGGCUCCCACAACUUUCGACAAAACAUAAGGGAGAAGCUUUGCAGAUGUGUGACUGUUGGUUUGAGUGAAAAUACUCCUAUUUUUUCAGAGCACGACAUGCAAAUAGCACCAAUACAACAUAUACCAAGGGUGUAGGGUGCAUGUCCUGGGAAGGUAAUUUGCUUUCCCAAUACACUGAAUAGUUGUGAAGUUUUGGAGCCAUUUUCUUGUAGAACUUUAGUGAAAAAUUAUACAGAAAAUGUUCCAAAACAGCUCUGGGAGACUAAAUGAAAAAUUAACAUCAGCUGUGAUUCUCCAGGUACAAAACUGAUGUCAAAGUUCAGACUAGUGUGAAUAGGUACAAUUCUUUAAUCAAGUUCUAACCAUGACUUUGCAACUAACAAGAAAUUUCUCAGGUUAGUAGCAUAUUGCAAAGCAUUAUGACCAGGAAAAAAAAUACUGAACUACCUCUGACUGUUCAGAAACUAUGGAUCAAAUAUUAACAGAGAACAUGGUUGAACAGAAGAAGAUGUUUUACAACCAGUUUUCUGGGAAGUUGUAACUUACCCUAAUCAUCAGCCAAAAGAUGUAGCUAUUGGGACCACUAAGUUUUUGUAAUACUGUUAUUUUUUUUAAUAUUGGCCAACAAACCAUGCAUAUACAAUGUUAAAUGUAUUUUGUAUAAAGAUUAACAGCAUUUAUAAUGAUACUGCAUAUGUCAUUCUUAAAAUAUUCAAUUGUAUAGUUCUAAUAAAAUAAUGUAUAUUGUGUCUA
This is a messenger RNA of Varanus komodoensis (Komodo dragon), 2200 nucleotides long. Its product is annotated as P2Y purinoceptor 8-like. Bases 527 to 1582 code for a protein of 351 amino acids. The transcript has 2 exons. Lineage: Eukaryota; Metazoa; Chordata; Lepidosauria; Squamata; Varanidae. Gene Ontology annotation, biological process: positive regulation of Rho protein signal transduction; phospholipase C-activating G protein-coupled receptor signaling pathway. Gene Ontology annotation, cellular component: membrane. Gene Ontology annotation, molecular function: G protein-coupled receptor activity. The record is from RefSeq and is a predicted model, not a curated record.